CCGUGUUCACAAAGCAAAUUGACAUCGAUUUUCAAUGUCAAGUGACAUUGAUUUUCAAUUUUUGUCAUCGGUUCUCAAACUUGGUGUUCACAAAGAAAAUCGAUGUCAAAUGACAUCCAAAAUCGAUUUUCAAUUUGCAAUCAAUGACACUGAAAUUGACAUUGAUAUUGGGCAUUGUCAAAUUGAAAAUUGAUGACAAUCACCAUGGUAAGAAAACAAUAUGGCCGACAUUGAAAGACGUCUUCGUCGCGCUCGAUACUUAAAUGAAUUGUUUCCAAUGGAUAGGAGAGUUUUCCGUGAUCGAACGAACCCAUUGGAAACUUUGUCCCCGAUGGAAAUUCGUGAACGGGACCGGUUUUUCCCGGAAACUAUUCUGUUUCUUGUCAACAUGCUGAAUUUGGAGAGGGCUACUGAACGUUCUUGUCCUCUUCCGCCGCUCAUUUCAACUUUAGCGGCAUUGCAUUUCCUUGCAACUGGCACACACCACAUUGUGACGGCAGGGCUUCAUGGAAUCUCAAGGUCCAGUGUAUCUAGGGCGGUCAAGCAAUUUACGGACAGCGUGUGUCUACAUCUAAAUGACUUCGUUUUCUUCCCAAAUAUCGAAAAUGUGCAACGGACGGUGCAAAAACAGUUCUACAACAUCGCUGGUUUCCCCCAAGUGGUUGGUGUUGUUGAUGGGACACAUAUCCGUAUUCAAGCGCCUAGCGCCAACGAAGACGAUUAUGUGAACAGAAAGGGAUUUCACUCCCUUAAUGUACAGAUGAUUUGUGAUGCCACUUUUCGGUUUGUUGACGUAGUCGCAAAGUGGCCUGGGAGCGUUCACGAUUCAAGGAUCUUUCGUGAAAGCGCCAUACGUCAGCGUUUUGAAAGAGGUGAAAUCGACGGUCUUCUGCUUGGUGACUCUGGCUAUGGAUGCAAGAGGUAUCUUAUGACACCAUAUCAAAACACCGACAGUCCUUGUAAGGAACGGUUUAACAUAUCCUUAUGUCGAACAAGAGUGGUGAUCGAGCAAGCUUUUGGCGUUCUCAAGCGUAGGUUUCCAUGUCUACAUUAUGGACUUAGAGUAAAACCUGACAGAGCAGCCAAAAUAACAGUCGCGUGUGUCAUUCUUCAUAACAUUGGAUUAGAGAGGCAAGACAUGUUUUCACGAACAUGUGAGGAUGACACGGAUCAGCCACAUGUUCUUUAUGAAGGAGAUGGGUCUGGAAACAGUUACAGAGACCACAUCGCAGAAUCUUUCUUUUAAGAACAUAUAGUUAUAUAAUAACAAGGGCUGUAUGCAAAACAUUCACAGUCAUUUUGAAGAUAACUGAACAAAGGUUCAUUCACAUAAUGAUAAACUAACAAAGUAUUAUAUCAAUAGCAAAAAGAUAAAAGAAGGAUCACCGAGGCUGCAGAUCAAGAAAGACAAGUUAGAACAAAAGAAUAGGCAUAUCAACAGUAUUAUUCAUUUAAACAGGUAUAUUGGAAACUAGAAAUGUGUCUUAAAUGCUAAAGACAAAUGCAUUUUAAAUAUUUCACCGGACACAAAUAUAUCUUGAGUCAAACAUGUUUCAAGGGGCAUAUUGACUGCUAACAACAAGUCAAAUGGAUAUUAUUUGCAGCAAAAGCUACAAAGGACUGAUUCAUGCAUGCUAUGUGAAUUACAUAUAUAAAUAAUGUAUGACAUUAAAAUAUGAAUAAGUGUAACACCAGCUGCCCAUCAGUAUAGCACUUUCAUCAUUUACCAAACUUGGUCCUUUAUUUAUGGUAAGUAGUGUUUCACUUAUUCAUAUUUGAGUGUCACAAAUUAUUUAUACAUUUAAUUAAUAAAACAUGCAUAAAUCAGUCCUAUGUAGCUGUUUCUGCAAAUAAUAGCUAUUUAACUUGUCUAUUAGCAGUCGAUAUGCCCCUAGGAACAUGUUAAGUUUAAGAUUCAAACAAAAGAAGGCCUUGAUCCAUUGCAGACUUUAUAUUUGAGUUUAACAACUCUUUUUUUAAAGUAAAAAGUUGUCUCUCUUGCUCUGCAGCCUCUGUGAUCACCUUAAUUCUAAGAUCAUGUAGCUGUUUUUCCUGCUGUUGCCUCUGCAACAGCAGGUCCAACUCAGCCUGUGCACGUCUUGUUUCCAGCUCAAGUAGCUCUUCUUCAUAGCAUCUGUUUCUCUUUCUCUUUUUCAACGAUUCUGGAAGUUAAUUAUACAUUGACAAAUUCAAAUUGUACUUAAGAAAUUAAAUACUUUCUUCAUUUUAUCCAUGUUUACAUGCAUGUUUUUGUAACUGAUUUAUGCCAGUUAUGAUUUGAACAAUUUAUAUGCACAAAAGAAACUUCAUACAUCAGUGAAGUUAAAAAUGACUCUGUUCUUAAAGUUUUAAUUGUUAUUUCAGUUAUGUGCAUGCUUUUUAUCCUAUUACCAGACCAAAAACAAUAGAAUAUCAAGUGAUCGUAUAAAUAUAAGAUCUAUGCUAAUAUCGACAUUUUUAGACCAUGGUUUUCCGAUAAUAUAUAGUAUUUUAACUUUUUUCUAAUUAUAAACGACCACAAAAUAAUGAGUAAUAGAAUAUUAUGUGCGUGUCGGAUAGAGAUCAAGUUUAUCAUGCGAGACUGAGAAACAAGUUGUAGUACAUGUAUAUUCUCUUAAUAUAGAUUGGUUUAGGGUAUUGGUUUAUUUGAGUAUUGGUUUAUUGUGUAAAAGGCAAUAUGACUUUCAUAUAUCAUCUGCAUACUCAAGUUAAUAAUAGUGUGAUGUAUCAGUAUGCUUCCAGAUUCAGAGGAUGUCAAAAGAUGAUUUUUGGUCUUAAAAUAUUGACAUAUUGAAAUAUACCUUUUGAUGGUCUUGAUGUUGAAGAAGUGGCUACAUUCGAGGCAGUUGCAGGCUUUGAUGUACACUCAGCAACAGUUAGUGUACACUUGGCUGAGGCUUCAUCAGUGUCUGCCAUCUCAGCAACAUCAGCCACGCCUUCAAUACAACAAAUUAUAACAUCUAUGAAUAAACAAGAAAUGUGUCCAAUGA
Molecule: messenger RNA, 2990 nt
Organism: Dreissena polymorpha
Lineage: Eukaryota; Metazoa; Mollusca; Bivalvia; Myida; Dreissenidae
Product: putative nuclease HARBI1
Exons: 5
Coding region: 221-1246 (341 amino acids)
Source: RefSeq, a predicted model, not a curated record